AGGCCGGCCAGGAAAACCGCAAUCCGUGGAUUACCGUCGUAGCGAAUACAUCGAGCAAACUCUUUCAAGCCGCAUAGCCGAGCCUCCCGGAUGGCCUAGUGGUAUUAGCAGCGGCCGCUCCAAUACAUUACUGCAUGUCACAGAUUAUGAUGGAAAGAACCCCAUUCGAUUUGGACCCGGUGCUGGAAAAUUCUGUGGAUAUCCAAGAACUUUUCAACAAUUCCACACAGGUGAAUGACGAGACGCUGGAGAAACUCAUUCUGGAUAUAAAAUCUAAUGACAUUGUCCAGAGCGUGUCUGGAAACGAAGCCUUCACCACGCUGGUAAACGCUGCCCCGGUCACCGUGCAGACCCAGGCCGUGCCUGACCAGGCCCUGAUCGCACAGCUCAGCCGGUACGAAAACUUGGAAUUUGUGCUUAAUCCGGACCAGGUCUCCUCGUGUUUACAGUCGGUCAGAGAAACUCUUCACUCCACGGGGUCAGUGAGUUCUGAAGGUGAGCUGGAAAAUUCCCUGUCCGGAUCUAACGAGGAUUCGGAUAGCUCCGAUCAGGAUAUCUCUUCCUUUGUGACCCCACCCCCUAGUCCUAUGGACGUAGAUUAUACCCCUCGCCCCCGGGGACGACCAGGUAGGAAACCCUCAGCUGGCGGACCGGUGAAAAAGAAGAGGCAGCCAGAAAAAGGUACCCGUGAAUAUUUCGAAAAGAGAGCGAGAAAUAAUCUUGCAAUUCGCAAAUGUCGUGAAAAGGCUAAGCUGAAGCAGGUGGAAAUGGAAAAUCGCCUGCAGUAUCUAGAAUCGGAAAACAUGCAGCUAAAAGGUAAACUGGACAAUGUUACAAAGCAGCUUGAACUAUUGAAAGACUUUGUGAUCUCAAAUGGUGCCAAUCUCCCAGAAAACAUUGCAAAAGUCGCGAAGAGCUGACCAGGGGUACAUUGGCUCAUGUGAUAGCUGUCGCUAGGCUGACCAAUGACUUAACAGACAAUCAAGCAGUGUUUUGCAUUUGUGAUGCUACAUACCAUUGACUUUUUCAGUCAUCAUUCGUAUUGAUUUAUCAUGUCAAGCGGUAUACCAGUGUACUCAGUAUUUAUCUGAGAAAUUAAUUUUCGUCUUCAUUUUCAUUGUUUUGUUCACAAAUGCACAGUAUUCUCUUCUUACAGUUGAAUGUUCUUAUGUCACUGAUGAAUUAUCUCUGAGAUGGCAAGCAAUUUUCAUAUCAUUUUACAUAUUUCGUGCAUGCAGUCAACCCGAAAACUGCCCUACAUUUUAACCCGACCAAAAACCACCCUCAAUCCUCGUCACGAUUUUACUCUGUUCAAAGAGUGCAGUCAUGCGAGGGCCAUUCAAUACCGCCCUUUAAAACACCACCGGAUCGAUGGUGUCGAUUUCUGUGUGAUUAUUUAGGACGUUCUCCUCUGAAAACAAAUGCUUUAAAAAAAUACACAACCCCCGGGUGUUAGUUACGGGUCUGACUGCACGCCCCGUCUUGUGUCUGACAUGGCUAUGACUUUAAUCAUUCAUCUACCCGGUAGCUGCGAGCAGUUCCACCUUUUACUUAUUGUAUAUAAAUAUAUUUUUUACACGUUUCAGUAGAACUGAAUUUGGUAUGAUUAUUAAACUGAUGGUCCUACAUCUACUGUCUUGAUACAGUGGACUGUAAGGCGCAUGUUAAUAAACUGUUCAAAAAUAUAAA
This is a messenger RNA of Magallana angulata, 1689 nucleotides long. Its product is annotated as CCAAT/enhancer-binding protein gamma-like. The coding region runs from base 135 to 920 and encodes 261 amino acids. Gene Ontology annotation, molecular function: DNA-binding transcription factor activity, RNA polymerase II-specific; RNA polymerase II cis-regulatory region sequence-specific DNA binding. NCBI's taxonomy places the organism in Eukaryota, Metazoa, Mollusca, Bivalvia, Ostreida, Ostreidae. Gene Ontology annotation, biological process: DNA-templated transcription; regulation of transcription by RNA polymerase II. The transcript has a single exon. The record is from RefSeq and is a predicted model, not a curated record.